AUGAAUAUUGGAGUCAUAUUGUUCUUAUGUGUAAUCGUACCAAUAUGUCACGGACAACAAUUAAUUACAUUUGGAACAGGAUUGUCCAGUCAAUGGUUAAAUCCAACGGAGACAGAAAUUUUCAGUCAUACUCUUGAUCCAUCAUCAACGUUUGGAGUAAUGACACAUUUUUGGACUACUGGAGAUCCAGCUAUUGAUCAAGCAGUAUGGUCUUAUUAUAUUGACGGAGAGACAAGUCCAUCGAUACAAUUUGUCACAUACAUGCUAGUUGGAGUCGGUUUCAAUGAUCAGCAAGCACCGUGGGGUACAAGAUGGAUAGGAAAAGGAGCGCAACUUGGUGGAUGGUUCAAUAAUUUUCGAAUUCCAUUUCAUAAAUCUAUUCGCAUAACCGGUCAACUACCAGCAUCUAUUCCUGAACGAAAAAUAUUUUACGUCAUUGUUCGUGGAACAGAAAAUUUGCCAACAAAUUUAGGUGGUUUCAUUUUACCACCACAAGCUAAAUUAAUUUUACAAAAAAUUGAAAAUGUGAAGUAUCAACCAAUCCAAUUUGUACCUAUUGUUAACAUAGCAAAUGGCAAUGGUCUUCUGUUUUUUCAUACUUUAGCUGUUACAAGUGGAAAUUUAAACUUUUUAGAAGGAUGUUAUCAUGCCUAUGUCGAUUAUAGCAUACCGUUUCCUGGAAUAAUUGUAAGUACGGGCACAGAAGACUACUUUGAUAGUGCCUAUUAUUUCAAUGCUGGACAAUUCCAUUUUGAUGUUUCUGGUUAUACACAUCAUAAAGAAGAAAACGGUACAGUUGAAUGGUCAGCGUAUCGUUUUCAUGAUCAAGAUCCAAUAUUUUUCACAAAUGGUUUUCGAUUUGAUUGGAGAAAUGGUGAUGUUGUGGAUGAUAACGGUUUUAAAUGUAUACUUGAAUCAGGUGGACAUCAAGCGGGUUCUCCAACAGAAUCAACUGUUACUUCGUACGCAUGGGUUUAUAUAUGGUAA
Didymodactylos carnosus is the source of this 987-nucleotide messenger RNA. The record is from the annotation of a GenBank genome assembly. Lineage: Eukaryota; Metazoa; Rotifera; Eurotatoria; Philodinida; Philodinidae.